Messenger RNA from Ictalurus punctatus (channel catfish), 1770 nucleotides. RefSeq names its product NIF3 NGG1 interacting factor 3-like 1 (S. cerevisiae) (gene nif3l1). The transcript has 7 exons. Gene Ontology annotation, cellular component: mitochondrion; cytoplasm. Bases 416 to 1657 code for a protein of 413 amino acids. The record is from RefSeq and is a predicted model, not a curated record. NCBI's taxonomy places the organism in Eukaryota, Metazoa, Chordata, Actinopteri, Siluriformes, Ictaluridae.
UUUUAAGCCAGUUUAGUUUUAAAUUGCAUUCCACUGGCUAUAAACAAAUAGAUUUUUAUCUGUAAUACUGGUGUGCGACAUUUUGUGUGCGAACAGUCUGCUCAACACUAGCGUUUUGUAAGAAUGAUGUAAGGCUCGCUAAUGGAAGUGAGACAGGGUUAGCUCGCGAGCUACCUAAGCAAGGGCUCAAUCUCAAAUCGCUUAUUACUCCCUAUCUAUAUGCACUACGUAGGGUUCAUGUUAACAGCUUCUACACGAUACAUAGUGCACUGGAUUGUCCACUAGGACGCCACAUGACAUUCAGCCAUUUAUAUUGAAAACUUAUUGGUCAGUCCUGCAGCUGUUGGAUAGUUUUACAAAAAUAUAAACACAGUGAUCAUUUCGUAAGCUGACUUCAUCCACGUUUACCAGGUCUAUGAACCUCUCGAGAAGAUUAUUCAGGUUGAGCUGCAGCCUGUCUCGGUUUAAUCUCAUUUCGAACACCGCUCUCGAAAGAAAACACCACUAUCCUCCGCCCUGUCUUCAUUCCAUACUGCAUUGUUCCAUUUGUCAUCAAUUCUGCACUCGUCCUUUUCUUCUUUCUUCUCGUUCUUUCUCUCGUCCUCCUUGUUCCAUGGAUUUAAAGACAGUUCUGGACGUUCUUGAGCAGCUUGCUCCGCUCUCAUUGGCUGAAUCUUGGGAUAAUGUUGGUCUCUUAGUGGAACCGAGCAAACAGCAUCCAAUCAAGACUAUCCUCCUCACCAACGAUCUGACUGUUGACGUUAUGGAUGAGGCCGAAGCGAUGACGUGCGAUCUGAUCGUUUCAUACCACCCACCUCUUUUCCGGCCUUUCAAACGACUUGUUCAGAAGGACUGGAAACAGCAACUAGCCAUCAGAGCUAUAGAAAGCGGGAUCGCUGUCUUCUCACCGCAUACAUCCUGGGAUAGUGUGAAAGGCGGCCUUAAUGAUUGGUUGAUAGAAGGCGUAGGUAAUGGACAAGUGUCAGUGCUAAGCCAGGCUCUCUGUAGCGCCCACCAAAAGCACAGAUUGGAGUUCACAGUCAGAAAUGAAGAAGGGCUUGAUAAUAUCUUGAAGGACAUGAGAAAGACAGAAAAAAGUGAAACCUUUCAGUACAGCAUACUUAGGACUGAAGAAGAGGCACAGCAAGUAAUCCUGAACUGUCCCAGCUCAGAACUGACCCCUACUGUUCAGGCUAUAUUAGGAAACACCACAGCCAGACAGUCUCUCAACAUCAUACAGGUCCAGCAGCCCCCGUUACUAGGCUGUGGUCAGGGGCGGCAUGUUGUAUUGGAUGAGCCGAUAUCCAUAGCAGUGGCACUGCAGAGAAUGAAGAAACAUCUCGGUCUGCCUUACCUUAGACUGGCGCUGGGAAAUCAGAAAACAUUAGAUUCUGCGGUGAAGAGCGUAGCUGUGUGUGCUGGCUCAGGAGCUUCAGUCCUGCAGGGCGUGAAAGCAGACCUCUACAUCACUGGUGAGAUGUCCCAUCACGAAGUGCUGGAUGCUGUUUCUAAAGGCACAAGUGUGAUUCUGAGUGAGCACAGUAACAGCGAGAGGGGUUUCCUCAGUGUGUUUAAGGAGCGGUUAUCUGCACAUCUACCAGAAUCUGUUACCAUAAUUAUCUCGCAAAAAGACAAAGACCCGCUGCAGGUUAUGUGAUGUCAUUAUCUUCAGAAAUUACUCUGCUGAAGUACCAAAUCAUUGCACCUUUUCUGAUUUAACAUCCUGAAUUUCAAAAUGAUUUAAAAGGAAUAAACGUGAUUACACUGGAA